Molecule: messenger RNA, 2606 nt
Organism: Leptopilina heterotoma
Lineage: Eukaryota; Metazoa; Arthropoda; Insecta; Hymenoptera; Figitidae
Gene: Ns2
Product: nucleolar GTP-binding protein 2
Exons: 4
Coding region: 212-2416 (734 amino acids)
Cellular component (GO): nucleolus
Molecular function (GO): GTP binding
Source: RefSeq, a predicted model, not a curated record
UGGCGGUUUCCGGUUUUAACAAUCCCACGUGUUUUCUGUUGUUUUCAUGCGAACUAGUGGCGAGUAACCAAUUUUACUGUGCGAAUGAACGGAUAAUUUUAGUGAAGGAAAUAUUAUUAUUUAGUGAAAGAAAUAUUAUUUAGUGAAGCAAAUAUUAUUUAUUGUUGUAUUAUAUUUAGUCUGUAAUCAAGUACUUUAAAAAGCAGGAAAAAUGGCGAAAUCACAUUCAGGACACAAACCCCCUCGAAAGGAGGGUUUCAAUCGUUCUGGACACAGUAUGAAUCCAGAACGUUCGACGGAGGGCCUUAAAGGUGUUGCAAAAGUACGAACAAAAGGUACAAUAAAGCGACUGCAAAUGUAUCGUAAUUCAAAGGCGAAACGUGAUAAAACUGGAAAAAUCAUAAGUCCAGCACCAUUUCAAGGACGUCUACCAUCGGGUACAAUGUCACGCGUUGAACCAUCGCAAAGAUGGUUUAGUAAUUCACGUGUCAUUACGCAAAAUGCAUUGCAAAAUUUUCAAAAAGAACUCGGUAUGGUGAAAAAUAAUCCCUAUCAGGUGAUUAUUAAACCAUCGCAAUUGCCGGUGACAUUAUUGCAGGAGAAGGCGGAAAAGGCGCGUGUUCAUAUUUUAGAGACGGAAAGUUAUGCGAGUGUAUUCGGUCCGAAGAAGCAGAGGAAACGUCCGAAUUUAAAUAUAUCGUCGAUGGAUGAAUUGGUGAAGAAAGCCGAGGAACAAUUUGAAGUUUAUGAAAAGAAAAAGGAUACGUGUGAUUAUGAUUUAAUUCGUCCUGAUACUGGUGUUAAGGAUGCUCAGAGAGAUUGGGUUAUGGGUGCUGGACAAAGUAGGCGAAUUUGGAAUGAACUUUAUAAAGUUAUUGAUUCGUCCGAUGUUGUUUUACAGGUCCUCGAUGCUCGCGAUCCAAUGGGCACACGUUCGCCACCAGUGGAGAAAUACAUGAAAACCGAGAAGUCCCACAAGCAUUUAAUUUUCGUUCUCAAUAAAGUUGAUCUCGUACCAAAUUGGGUGACACAACGAUGGGUCGCAAUUUUAUCCUCCGAAUAUCCAACAAUCGCCUUUCACGCCUCAAUGACACAUCCCUUUGGCAAGGGUUCACUGAUAAAUCUCCUUCGUCAAUUCAGUAAAUUACACGUCGAUCGCAAGCAAAUAAGCGUCGGUCUCAUUGGCUAUCCAAACACUGGCAAAAGUUCCAUCAUCAAUACACUGCGCUCGAAGAAGGUCUGUAAAGUCGCGCCAAUUGCCGGCGAAACGAAAGUCUGGCAAUACGUCACUCUAAUGAAACGAAUUUACCUCGUUGAUUGUCCCGGCGUUGUUUAUCCAUCGGCCGAAACUGAUACGGAAAAAGUUCUCAAGGGCGUUGUUCGCGUGGAAUUAAUUCAAGGCCCCGAGGAUUAUAUUGCCAGUGUUUUGGAGCGUGUGAAGGCGGAGUACAUUCGAAAGACUUAUAAAAUUGACGAGUGGACGGAUCAUGUGGAUUUUUUGGAGAAAUACGCGCGAAGAGCGGGGAAAUUGUUGAAGAAGGGCGAACCGGAUAUUUCGACAGCGGCGAAAAUGGUGUUGAACGAUUGGCAGAGGGGAAAAUUGCCGUUUUAUGUUGUGCCCAAAGGAUUCGAGGAACCAUUGCCGAAAAUUGUGGAGACGGAAACUAAGGAGGCGGAGGAGGAAGAAAACGAAGUGCCGGCGGAGAAGAAAAAGGAGCAGACUCUGAAGGUUUUGCAAGACUUCAAAAAAAUUCGGGUCGCUUUGCCUUUUUCGCGAGAAGACAUGAGAAGGGAAUUGAAUGAGUCGGAGGUCAAUGACGAGAGUUACGUUCAAACGCCCUGCGCUUCGGAUAUCGGCGAAGACUCCGACGAUGACGACGAUGGCAAUCAAGAUGAAGAAGUUGAAAAAAUUCAAAAAUCGAAAAUAGAAGGUAAAAAACGAAAAGGAGACAAAAACGAAAAAGAAACAGAAACCGAAGAAGAAGAAAAAGAAAACGAAAAAGUAGAAAAAGAAACCGAAGAAGAAGAAAAAGAAAACGAAGCAGAAAACAAAAACAAAAAAGGAAAACAAAAUAAUAGGAAAGAAACGAAGAAACCGGAGAAAAUGGACGAAGACACGGACGAUGAGAUUAUUCCGUUCGAAGAGGACACGUUGAAUGUGAAUGUUUACGAUUUAAUGGACGAGGCAAACGAUUCGAGUGACAGUGAAAUUUUCGACAAGAAAACAACGUCGAGCAGUGGAGCAUUUUCCGUUUCGAGUGUUAAGGAGGCGAAGAAAACGAGUAAACAGAGACGAGCACUCGAGAGGGCUGGUAAACGUAAAAAAAUUGGUAGCAAUUUCUACGAAGUUUCCAAUGUCAAAAAUCGCAAUCGUAAUCGAAAAGUACCCAAAGUUCAGAGGACAAAGAAAACAUAAAAAAUUUUAAUUACAGAUUUUCUCUUCAGAUCCAGUCCCGUUCGAUGAAAAUCAAAAGCAGUUGUCGCAUUCUAUCGAAAAAUCGCUUAUUCGCCGUGCCAAAUUCCAAAGAAUCGAGUUUUGUCGCCUCAACGCCAUCGGUUUCAAUGUCAAUAGUCAAAAUUUUCAAAAUAAACGCACAAUGACUGAA